Molecule: messenger RNA, 582 nt
Organism: Panicum virgatum (switchgrass)
Lineage: Eukaryota; Viridiplantae; Streptophyta; Magnoliopsida; Poales; Poaceae
Exons: 1
Source: RefSeq, a predicted model, not a curated record
GCGGCGGCGGUGACGGCGGCGGAGUGCGCCGCGGUGUGCUGCUGCUUCCCGUGCGCCGUGGUGGAGCUCGCCGUGCUCGCGGCGGUGCGCGUGCCCGCGGCGCUCUGCCGCCGCGCCAUCCGCGCCCGGAGGCGGCGGCGGCGCGCGGCCCGCGCCGCGCAGGCCAGGAGGAAGGAGAUGGACGACCUCGUCGCCGCGGACGCCACGGACAGGAACGGCGUCGCCAUGGACUUGUGCUACUGGGCGCCCAAGCACGACGACCUCGCCGAGGUCGAGAAGGAGGUCUGGGCCAGCUUCCAGGGCGCCGGCUUCUGGCGGAGCCCGUCGCAGCGCGAGGAGAGGAGGUGACCGCCGCCGCCAUGUUUCCCGGCAACCCAUCCGGUUUCUUGCACUCGAUGAUCCGUCACAUCGAUCGCGAUCACCCAACCUUACAUGCCCCGCCCAGUCCCCCUAGGAAAAAGAUUAACCCCAGCGACGACCACUGCUAUUACCAGAUUUCUUGCUCUUGUUUUCUUUUUCCGAAUUUUUGUUCCAUGGGAGGAGAAAGAAACCGUGCAUGCUUAGGGAAGGGAGGCAAAAAUU